CUCCCACGCAAAGAAGGCCAGGCUAAAAGAUUAUGAUCUUACUCUUCUUCUAAAAAGAUGCCCAUUCAUCUUCGCCAUCAUGUUUUCGCUAAAGAGCGUCUCGUGGCGUUCAGUGAUGCUGUUUUUGCCAUAAUAGCAACCAUAAUGGUCAUUCCUCUAAAAAUUCCUGAAUUUGUAACAGAUGGAGCGAAUUUCAACUUAGAGGAUUACAUCAUAAAUAGUGACUUUGCUUUGCAGGUUGCUAUAUAUUAUCUUGCCUUUUAUCUUGUGUGGGACGCAUGGCUGUCGCACUGCAGGGUAUUUCACAUCCUUGAGCACGUUGAUGACUUUGUCACUUUCUUGAAUUUGGUAGCAUUGCUUUUUAUCAGUCUCCUCCCAGCUUCUAUCAGUUUGGUUAGCAGCUACCCUGAAGACAGUCUGGCCUUGACUAUAGCAUUUCUUAAUAUCCUGCUGAUUAGCAUUGCAAUGUUCUUUUUAGUAUUCUUUGCUGUUCGGCAGACACAAAUGCUUGAUUCACUUAUUGUUGAGGCCGUAAAAGUGAGAACUCUGAAGUGGACAUUGUAUGCACCUCUUUUAAUUAAUCCUCUUAUUGCUUUGCUGGCUAUUAUAUUUGCCUGGGGAGUUACGGAUCAACCUAAAAUUGGUAUCAUUACAUUGUUCAUGAUUAUUCCAUUUAAUUUCCUUGCAAGAUUCAUUUUGAAAAAAAUUCAAGUGAGAUAUUUGAGGAAAAGAGUUAUCUAUUUAACAAAUGAGGAUGAGGGAAUAUUUUGUUUGAUCAAUAACUUUGUCUCGAAAGAAAGAACAUUAGCUUUAAGUGAUGGAGUCUUUUCAAUCAUUGGAACACUGAUAGUCCUGGAUCUAACAGCAGAUAUUUAUAAAAAGGAAGGAAAAGCAACCGAAGCCACUGACUUCCUUAAGGAAGAACAGUAUGCUUUCUAUUCUUAUUUUUCUAGUUUCAUGAUUGCUGGCUUAUUGUGGUUUAUUCAUCACAGUAUGUUCAGUUUGAUAUCUGCAGUCAAUAGUUAUAUUACAAUCUUCAAUGGUUUGAGUCUAAUGUUUUUGGGUUUGAUACCUUUUGGGGCAGGAGUAGCAUCAAGCUUUAUUGAUGGAACUAACACAAACAAUGAGAUCACAUCAGUUAGGAUUAUGGUUGCCCUUAUUAUACUGGCUUCACUCUCACAACUUGCCCUUUGGUCUGUAGCUCAUUGUGAGAAAUCAAAGUGUCUCUCUAAUGAGGUUAAUAGUCACAUGAUAGAGUUUAUACAGUUAUGGAAACUUCUCAUCUUUCCUUUUACUGGGUUACUGGUAUAUUUAGUAUCUUUUUCAUCUGGUGUCACACUCAAUCAUUUCUAUACAUAUUUUACAUUUGCUGUGCCAGUUCUCUUUAUUCUACCAAGGGCAAUGCUGUUUCUUAUGACUAGAAUUAAAUGUUUUACCACUAAAGCGAGUGAAGAAAGGCCUGUCUCAGCAGUAUCUGAUCUCAGAUAUUCAAGGAUUCAGAUACAAAACGAACCAGCUGAUACAACUGGUCUCAUUUAUAAUCAACACGAUAAUAACUACCUCACAACGGAUACAUUCAAAAAAUUACCAGGAUCUACAACUUCUGUUGAUGGGGGGACAAUCACUGAAGAGACCAAUUAAAGCAUAGGUAAAUAACAAUUUCAUUUAUUUGUGUGUGUGAUUUUUACAGCAUGAUUUAGCUUUUUUUGUUGCUGUCAUUAAAGAACUGUUAAAUUUAAUCAAAUUUUCAAUUAA
Messenger RNA from Amphimedon queenslandica, 1755 nucleotides. RefSeq names its product endosomal/lysomomal potassium channel TMEM175-like. Lineage: Eukaryota; Metazoa; Porifera; Demospongiae; Haplosclerida; Niphatidae. The transcript has 21 exons. The record is from RefSeq and is a predicted model, not a curated record. The coding region runs from base 58 to 1641 and encodes 527 amino acids. Gene Ontology annotation, molecular function: potassium channel activity; proton channel activity.